Molecule: messenger RNA, 2205 nt
Organism: Daucus carota subsp. sativus
Lineage: Eukaryota; Viridiplantae; Streptophyta; Magnoliopsida; Apiales; Apiaceae
Product: myosin-binding protein 7
Exons: 4
Coding region: 325-1881 (518 amino acids)
Source: RefSeq, a predicted model, not a curated record
GAGAUGAUCAUUCCUUCCCGAGAAAAUGUUUCAUAAUUUUCCCGGGAAAAUUCAAUCCCUUCUUCCUCUCGAGACCUCCUCCAACAUAUUAAUAUGCUUUCUUUACGAGCUCCUUUAAGGAGUCGUACCUAAUUCAUCGAUCUGAGGAAGUGAAAUUGUUGUUUUCUGAGAUUGAGGAAGCGUUUUAGCUACAAAUUUGUAUUAGUACAUUAGGGGGAGGAGAAGGAGGGUUUGGGAGCUGGUUCCUGUAAACAUUAUUAUUAAAAAUAAUCUUUUUGUUGUUGUAUACUUAAUAGUUUGUUUGUUUCUUCCUGAAAGUUGGCCAUGAGUUCUGAAGAGGAUCCUAGUUCAACAAAUUUAGUACAUUGUCCUAGUGAUAGUGGUAGUAGUGGUACAAUCAUGAAUCGCUCAUUUUCCGGAACUUUGUUUGGGCCUGCCAGGAGAAAGUUCCAUGAACUCGAGGAAGAGAAAGGCUUUCCGCUAUCUGGUCUUGAUAUCACUCAUGUUGCUAAGGUUGAGAUCUCAAAUGAGUGUGUUGCGUUGCGUGAAAUGGUCACCAAGCAGCAGCAGAGCAUUAUGGAUCUCUCUAUCGAACUCGAAGAGGAGAGGAAUGCAGCCUCGACGGCUGCCAAUGAGGCGAUGUCAAUGAUUUUGAGGUUAGAGAGGGAAAAGGCAGAGAUUGAGAUGGAGGCCCGCCAAUUCAAGCGCUUUGCAGAGGAGAAGAUGGCUCAUGAUGAUCACGAGAUUGCUGCGAUGGAGGAUUUGCUGUAUAAGAGAGACCAGACCAUUCAAUCUCUUACUUGUGAGGUUCAGGCUUAUAAAUAUAGAAUGAUGAGUUAUGGUAUUUCAGAGGAAGAGGCGGACGGAGAAAAGGAGGGUGACAAGGAAGCUGGCAUUACCCGGGCUAAUAGUGUCGAAACAAUCUCAGAUUUCCAGUGUGAAAUUCCCACCUAUGAAUACCCUCCACUCAAGUGCAAGCUGAAUGAGAAUCAGGCUUCUUUCGAGACUGAUAAUGAUAUUGUUGACGUGGAGAAGUAUGCAUUUGGCGAGACCCCAAGGUCUCGAGACCAUCUAAAGGACUUGGAGAAUCGGAUCAAUCAGCUAGAACAAACUCCAAAACAGAGUCAGCCUGAUGUGGAUUUCUUUGGUACUAAAACAGUGCUUGAAAAGGUGAUAGUUGGUCAUUCCCCUAGGAGGUCUAGACAUAUUAGGAGGUUUUCUACCGACAGCACCAAUUCUUAUUUCGCGACAGUUAAGGAGACAGCUUCUGAUGGUGCCACUGUUUCUCCAGAGCUUGGCACCGCUAAAAGAAUGGAUUGCAUUCAUUCAGAGGAAUUCUCUCAUUUGAAGAAGGUAGAGAAUGCUUCCGAAGUUGAAGAUGACAUGAGUGAUAGAGUAUACACCAUCGAUUCCGUUCAUAAUGUAUCGUAUAAUGAUGUUACGGAUCCAAAGGCUUUUAUUAGAAAUUGUGAAGACUAUACACCAGAGGAGUCAGUGAAUACAGCAGACGUCGCAGACCCUGAGAUCAAGAAGCUUUACUUGAGGCUUCAGGCACUUGAAGCGGAUAGAGAAUCCAUGAGUCAGGCACUCAUAUCUAUGCGAACAGACAAGGCACAGCUAGUAUUAUUGAAGGAGAUAGCUCAACAACUUUGUAAUGAUAUAUCCCCUGGAAGAGGAGCCGCGAAAAAGUCAUCUGGCAAAGGAGGGUCCUCAUUUAUGUCUAUAUGCAAGUGGAUUGUAUCAUUUGUUUUAUGGAGAAAGAAAGAAUUCCGAAGCAGGUAUAUGUCCGCGAUGUCACCAAAUAAUGUGGGACUGCUAUCGCUCCUGGAUAAGGGACCUCGCGUAGGGCAGUGGAGAUGUCUCACACGAACGCAAGUGUGAUAUCUGCACAUCUCACUGUCCAUGAAUACCAUCUGCUGUGAUCUGAAAACUAGUGUCCAUAUGUCAUCUUCAACUUUUGGUCAUUGGAUUUUUAAAUCCAAGUGUUAUUUACUUAUAGGUUUUGCAAUGCAAUUUUCAGAAUCCUCGGAAAAUUGGUUUCUGGUUUCUGUUGUGGAGUACUCUUUCUUACUUGUUUUCUUCUUGAGAUUGAAACGUAUUGCUAGUUUACCCCCAAAAUUAUGGAUAAGUUCUUAGUAUCUGUAGGCAUGCAAUACUAUGUGUUGAUUCUCAUAUUAUUUGCUCAAUUCAAGUAAUAUUUGGACA